UCGAUGUGUCCUGGUUGACGUUUCGCGUACGUGGGUCGCAAUUGAACGGUGUUUUGUUGGACUCGCCUGGUAACUUUCGGGCGUUCCACAGUUUUUACUUAAAUUCAUCUGCUGAAUGGUGAAUUUUUUGUACCACACAAACCAUUAACGUCUGGUAAAAAAUAUUCCACGUCGAAAUCUGCUGUCCGAUUUGGUUAGAGGUGGAUAAUUUGCUGGAGCCACAUCGAAAAUGUUGCUCACCGAAUAUGUGCAGCUAAUUUUGCUGUUUGGCUCAGGAUUCAUAUUUUUUCUACUGAUUGUGAUCGGUAUAAUAUUAAAAGUCACUACAACACCCUUUCCGGAAAUCAUUCGCCAUGAAAAGGAGGAAUACUUUGAGGACUCCGUCAGCGGUGGAAAACUAAAGUUUCCCUCGCUAGCGGAUGAGCCCACUAUUAAGCUUAGCGUUAUUAUUCCUGCAUUCGAUGAGGAGGAACGAUUACCCACCAUGUUGAACGAAUGUCUCGAGUACUUAGAAGCUAGACAAAAAUCUGAUAAGAACUUCAGCUACGAGUUGAUUAUUGUGAGCGACGGCAGUCGGGACAAUACCGUGGACGUAGCUCAGAAAUAUUCAGCUAAAUAUGGUACCGAGAAGGUCCGAGUAUUAGCAUUGGUAGUGAACCGUGGCAAGGGAGGAGCCGUUCGGAUGGGAAUGCUGAGCGCCCGUGGCAAGUACUUACUCUUUGCGGAUGCUGAUGGUGCCACCAAGUUCGGGGACUAUGCAAAGCUAGAGCAGAGCAUCGAGCAGCUCAGCGGAGGAGAUCCAGAUACGGAUGCUAUCUCGAUUGGUUCACGUGCCCAUUUGGAGCAGGAAGCGACUGCGAAGCGAACGCUGUUUCGCACUUUGCUAAUGCAUGGUUUUCACUUUUUGGUUUGGACUUUUGCGGUUAAGAAGAUUCGGGACACCCAGUGCGGCUUUAAACUGAUGAGUAGAUCCGCUGCACGGAAAAUUUUCACCGUAAUGCAUGUCGAAAGGUGGGCGUUCGAUGUGGAACUUUUAUUCAUUGCACAAGCCUAUUCGAUUCCCAUCGAUGAAAUCGCCGUAAACUGGACCGAAAUUGAAGGGUCAAAACUUACCCCUUUCUGGUCGUGGUUGCAGAUGGGACGUGAUCUGAUUUUUAUAUGGUUCCGAUAUGCGAUAGGCGCGUGGCAGUUGAAAAAAGAACACAUGAAUUGAGCAGUCGACGAUAUAGGUUAGGGUACUAUACAUACUUUAGUUAUCUGAUAAUUUCAUAAGAAAAGCGCCUACAGUGAUCGUGGUUGUCUAGCAUUCAUAUUGGAAUAAACUUUCGACCAGA
Wyeomyia smithii (pitcher-plant mosquito) is the source of this 1334-nucleotide messenger RNA. RefSeq names its product dolichyl-phosphate beta-glucosyltransferase (gene wol). Bases 230 to 1213 code for a protein of 327 amino acids. Lineage: Eukaryota; Metazoa; Arthropoda; Insecta; Diptera; Culicidae. Gene Ontology annotation, cellular component: endoplasmic reticulum membrane. The transcript has 3 exons. The record is from RefSeq and is a predicted model, not a curated record.